Fusarium proliferatum ET1 is the source of this 1527-nucleotide messenger RNA. RefSeq lists its product as uncharacterized. The transcript is spliced from 3 exons. The coding region runs from base 1 to 1527 and encodes 508 amino acids. The record is from RefSeq and is a predicted model, not a curated record. Gene Ontology annotation, biological process: DNA-templated transcription. Gene Ontology annotation, molecular function: DNA binding; zinc ion binding. Lineage: Eukaryota; Fungi; Ascomycota; Sordariomycetes; Hypocreales; Nectriaceae.
AUGAACAACAGCGAACAAAAGAUAGAUCGCAUCGAGAAUCGCCUCGAGGGUAUCGAAAAGCUCUUGCGUAGGGCCUUUGAUGAACAACCUAUUACCAUCAAUGCCCCAAGACCUCCCGAAUCGUUACCUACAGGCUCUUUCAAUGCCUCCCAGGACUUCGCAGACAGCAGUAGAAAUGGGCCAAGCUAUACUGACUCAGAGAUGGCUCUGGAGGGGAGUAGCUCCUUGAAAGCUGCUACGGUGUACGCGAGCGACUUCUUCCAGACUGUUCUCGGACAAUCGCCAGCCGCUGAUACAAGCACGCGUGUGAACGCUGCGUUGUCGUCGCUGAAGCAAAUGAUUGAGAUUAACAGCUAUCGGUCGAUGGGGGAUCGUAUACCGAGUCGACGAGAGACCGAAAAUGAUGGAAUAAGGGACCUGGCAAUGCCACCUUUACAGUCCGUUCUAACGAUUCUGCGAGAAUUGAAAGAAACAAAGCUAGCUACACUGACGGUAGUUAGCCUCUUCAUCUCCGAAGACAGACUAAUCGAUUGUUGCCGAGAGAUAUACUUUGCAGUUGAUAAUUUCUCACUUCCAACGUUCUUGAUAGCAAACGCCACCCUCCGUUACCUGUUUCAGGAGAAAGUUCAAGCGUCGCAGAAUCCAUUACUUCGCGAGGAGUAUCGAAAACUGUCUCAACUAUGUCAAGACAACCUCGAAACAGCGAUGAAUAAGUUCAGCGUCCUUGCACCACCCAGCCUGGAGAACGUAGAGGCUUUUCUUCUGGGGGCCAUCUAUGCCAUCGAGGUGUCGCAGCCAAUGCUUGCUUGGCAGCUCGUGUCUGGCGCAGCAGGGACUUGUCAGACUCUUGGCUGGCAUCAACUCGUUCCCAACAGUGACAGCACCACCGAUCGAAAGAUCUCUCUUUUUUGGUUGACUUACCUCCUCGAUAAAGGCCUCUCCUUACGCCUCGGCAGACCAGCUGUCAUACGCGAUGAUGAGAUCACCCUACCAGAACGUCUGGACAAAGGAGAUGUGCCCGGUGGGUGGAGAGACUUACUUACACAAUGGAUCCGUCAUUCUCGACUUGUUGGUAGGGCCUAUCAAGAUCUGUACAGCCCCUCUGCGCUUCGAACGUCCACACAGGAACGUGGCGAGCGCGCAAGGAGCCUGAUCGCAGCACUAAAACAAAUCAUGGAUGACUCUUUGAUGCCACUUGGACAGGCACAUCUCAUGGAACGCAACACUGUGGACUUUGGGUCAGCGCCUAAUAGGAUGAUCAAGACGGUUCUGAAAGCGGAUGAGGUAUGGUACUGGACGACUCUAACGUUUAUACGCAGGGCUGUUCCCCCAACUGAAAAUGGGCAUGGUGCUGUGAGCCCUGCGUGUUUAGAAUCUGCUCGCAUGGCUUUUGAAGCUCAUGGGGAAUGCAUGAGGAUGACUGACCCGAGCUCGGAGACAAAGGCUCUAUAUCUUCUAUGGUACUGCUGCCCUUCCUUCUUCCCAAACUUCUCCUUUCAGAGCUCUAAUCAGUGUCUCUGCGUGUAG